Molecule: messenger RNA, 2134 nt
Organism: Nerophis lumbriciformis (worm pipefish)
Lineage: Eukaryota; Metazoa; Chordata; Actinopteri; Syngnathiformes; Syngnathidae
Gene: scn1bb
Product: sodium channel, voltage-gated, type I, beta b
Biological process (GO): regulation of heart rate by cardiac conduction; regulation of sodium ion transmembrane transporter activity; sodium ion transport
Cellular component (GO): voltage-gated sodium channel complex
Molecular function (GO): transmembrane transporter binding; sodium channel inhibitor activity
Source: RefSeq, a predicted model, not a curated record
UAAAGGGCCAGUACACCGCAAAGUGGCGUUUUCAACAAAUCGCCUCCUUUCUUGUCGACGUGCGGAAUGGAUUACACGCCACAUUGAUACAUCGGGCGUUUUAAAUACGAGACGGGCAAACAAGACGACGAGUGGCGGCGUAAAAACGCUGGAAGUGACCGCCGAGCGCAUCGGCCGUUUUUUACCGCAGUGCAUCCGCAGCAUCCUCUCGACUGAGAGGCGACAAGUGCUGUGCUGUGGCGCAGCAACAUCGCUGGAAACCAAGCACAGGACGGAUCUAUUCUUCAUCUCUUGUUAGAUAGAUGACAUCUUCCCAAAAAGAGGACAUUACUCCCACCGUAGAAGAAGGCCUCUAAAAUUGGGCACAGUAAAACGGGUUUAGGGAUUAAAUAUUUUUAAUCAGGUUUGCGCUAAAUACCAUUUUAAUGCAUGCCAAUUCAAACUUGCAUGAAUAUUUCCGAGCACACUACCGGGAUUUGUGCGUGUGUUCCCUGCAGGCAGCUUUAAUGGCGUCCCUGUGCAUCCCUCGUUAGGAAAAAAACAAACCCAGGGGGGAAAGUCAUCUAAUUUCAGGGUGAAUAUAUCCGGGAAACACUGUGAGUCAUCACUCCACCUGGAAUGUUUGACAAAAAGUCUCCCAUCAAUUAAAAGUCCGCAGCAAUAAUUAACCAGCAGGGCUGAAGAAGGAAAAGGAGGAUAUUUUGCACAUUACAAUGCAUGCUAGUUGAAUUAUUUACUAUUGUAGUCUGCAUUUAAGUCUGCAGUGUUCUUAAGAUAAAAGCAUCAAUAGCAAUCAAUAAGUAGCCCAUCAUCCAAUAACAUGACGUCAACCCAUACCCUGCUCCUUUUCCUCUCCUGCACAUUGUUUGUGCACCAGUGUCACGGGGCGUGUGCGGAGGUGGACUCGGACACAGAGGCGGUGGCGGGCAAAGGCUUCAAACUGGGCUGCAUCUCCUGCAAGAAGAGGAGUGAAGUCAAAGCCGCCGCCUCGGUGGAAUGGUACUUCCAGGCCGAUGGGGAGGUUGACUUUGUGCAGAUCUACACCUACGAGGAUGGAUCCCCCACUGAAAAUGAGCACUUUAAAGGCCGCCUGGAUUGGAACGGAACCAAGAGGAGCAGAGACAUCCAAGACGCGUCGAUAUAUUUGCUCAACGUCACCUUCAACGACUCGGGCACGUACAGCUGCUUCUUCAACCGCAUCCUCAGCUUCGACAACUACGAGUAUACCACCACCAUCAACAAAGUGGUCCGCCUCACUGUGGUGGCCAAAGCCACCAGAGGCACGGCAUCCAUUGCGUCCGAAGUCAUGAUGUACGUGUCCAUCAUCGGCCUGCAGGUGUGGCUCCUCAUCGAGAUGAUAUACUGCUACAGAAAAAUAUCAGCAGCCGGGGAAGAAGCGUUAAGAGAAGCCGCGAAUGCGGAAUAUUUAGCAAUUGCCUCAGAAAGUAAAGAUAACUGCGCAGGGGUGCAGGUUGGAGAAUAGCAAAAGGCUUCCAACUGGGACUGAAAAGAUCCUGUGAUAUGUCCCGCUAACUGCAUGAAAACAACUUUGUAGGGGGGGGUGGUAGAACAGACAUCACCUUCAUCCUAAGUCUUCUGUUGUAUCUUCCCUUUUCCUCCAUAAAGACCUCAAAUGCACAUGAAGCACAGCGAGAGAGAAGAGGCAGCAUGGUACCAGCACUGUAAAUAUUUUGCUACGCACAAAAGCAUUAUGCAUUAAUGAGCCACAUUGUCACAAGCAUACAAAGUAUUAGCUCCACAUACUGGACAUUUAUGAAAUGUACUGUUUGUGAACGGAAGCUUUCUACUAACCCACCACCAGCCCAAUGUAUGAUAAACACCCAAUAUGUAUGUUAUUCAUGAAAUAGAACGUGGUGAACUAUGAUGGAAAACUCCCAUGCACCACAUCCAAACAGUCUACAUGUGCUUUGUGGACUUGGAGAAGGCAUUCGACCGUGUACCCCGGGAAGUCCUGUGGGGAGUGCUCAGAGAGUAUGGGGUAACGGACUGUCUGAUUGUGGCGGUCCGCUCCCUGUAUGAUCAGUGUCAGAGCUUGGUCCGCAUUGCCGGCAGUAAGUCGGACACGUUUCCAGUGAGGGUUGGACUCCGCCAAGGCUGCCCUUUGUCACCCAUU